AUGGCUACAGGAGGUGGAAAAGAAGCGACUGCACAGCGUAUAUUACGCAUUACAGAUAUUGCUCAGGAGCCACUUCGAUUUAUCGCGCCGAUUGGUGGCUACGAGGAAAUGCCACUUGUUACACUUGAAAAAGCUGUCGAACCACUUGUUUCUGUUUUACCAGCUGUUCAAAGCUAUGCUUAUGUUGCCAAACAAAUGUGUGAGGAUCCUGCCGAUGGACUGACACAAGAUGAGUCCGCCUCAAUUAUGUUAUACACAAUGGGGUGGGAGCCACUGGAUAAAUGCCUUUAUAUUGUUUUGAACGAUGCAUUACGGUCAUCUGAACGACAACAAAAACUUAGGCCAUGGUAUUUAUUUAUGAGACUGUUUCUCAGCGCACUCUUUCGUCUUCCAUCACUUACGAAAAUUGCAUACAGAGGCGUUAAAUUAGAUCUAAGCAAGCGUUACACUGAAGGAAAAACAAUCGUCUGGUGGGGUUUCUCGUCUUGUACAACCGUUGUUAAUGUUCUCAAUUCGAAUCAAUUUUUGGGGACGAAAGGUGAUCGUACAAUGUUUACCUUACAUUGUCUAGCGGCUAAAGAUAUUCGUAAGCAUUCUUAUUUUCCAGCUGAAGAUGAAGUACUUUUGAUGGCUGCUACUCAAUUCAAAGUAAUCGGUUGUCUUAAUCAAGGUGAUCUUCAUAUAAUUCAAUUGGAAGAGACUCGGCCGCCAUAUCCACUUUUACUGCCAGUGCCAAUUGUUGCUUCAUCAUCUAUCAAUCCAAUUCCUUCAGGUAAAUGA
Messenger RNA from Rotaria sp. Silwood1, 780 nucleotides. Lineage: Eukaryota; Metazoa; Rotifera; Eurotatoria; Philodinida; Philodinidae. The record is from the annotation of a GenBank genome assembly.